This is a messenger RNA of Sardina pilchardus (European sardine), 2101 nucleotides long. It is a transcript of the gene farsb, whose product is annotated as phenylalanyl-tRNA synthetase subunit beta. Gene Ontology annotation, molecular function: phenylalanine-tRNA ligase activity; ATP binding; RNA binding. The record is from RefSeq and is a predicted model, not a curated record. Gene Ontology annotation, cellular component: phenylalanine-tRNA ligase complex; cytoplasm. Gene Ontology annotation, biological process: phenylalanyl-tRNA aminoacylation. Lineage: Eukaryota; Metazoa; Chordata; Actinopteri; Clupeiformes; Clupeidae.
CGUUGCUAGUAAAAUAAUCAGGCGUUCACUGUGGACAGCUACAGCCGGCUAACCGAGGUCCUUUCUCACACGGAUUACUCGAUUUUAGGUGGACAUCAUGCCGACUGUCAGCGUGAAACGGGACCUUCUCUUUCAGGCUUUGGGGAAAACCUACAGCGAUGAGGAGUUUGACGAGCUGUGUUUUGAGUUCGGACUGGAGUUGGAUGAGAUUACGUCGGAGCGGGAGAUGGUGAGUCGAGAGCAGGGCGGGGACAAGGCGUCGGGGGCGUCAGACGUGGUGCUCUACAAGAUCGACGUCCCCGCCAACCGCUACGACCUGCUCUGCCUGGAGGGGCUGGUGCGCGGCCUGCAGGUGUUCAAGCAGAGGAUUGAGGCUCCUCGGUACAAGCGUGUGAAAGCCUCUGGUGGGGAAGCUCAGAAGCUCAUCAUUACUAAAGAGACUGCAGCAGUGAGGCCUCAUGCGGUGGCUGCUGUGUUGAGGAACAUCAGCUUCACCCAGGAACGCUACGACAGCUUCAUCGAACUGCAGGAGAAACUCCACCAGAACGUCUGCAGGAAGAGGACCCUGGUUGCCAUAGGAACCCAUGACCUGGACACCAUCAGUGGUCCGUUCACGUACACGGCCAAAGCGCCCAACGACAUCCGCUUCACCCCCCUCAACCAGAGCAGCGAGUACACAGCCAGUCAGCUCAUGGGCCUCUACAAGACAGACAGUCACCUGCGACACUAUCUACACAUCAUCGAGGACGAGCCGCUAUACCCAGUGAUCUACGACAGCAACGGAGUCGUGCUCUCUAUGCCCCCUAUCAUCAACGGGAACCAUUCCAAAAUCUCUCUCAACACAAAAAAUGUUUUCAUUGAGUGCACAGCUACAGAUCUCUCAAAGGCAAAGAUUGUGCUUGACAUGAUGGUGACCAUGUUUAGCGAGUACUGUGCUGAGCCCUUCACGGUGGAGGAGGCUGAAGUGUUGUAUCCUGAUGGGCGGUGCUGUGUGUAUCCAGAGCUGGCCUACAGGACGGAGACUGUCUCAGGAGACUUUGUCAACCGCAGAGUGGGCAUCAAAGAGUCUACGGAGAGUAUCGCUGCGCUGCUGACGCGCAUGUGCUUGAGGUCGGAGGUCAGUAGCCAAGGCGACGAGAUCAAGGUGGAGAUUCCGCCCACGCGCUCUGAUGUCAUCCACGCCUGUGACAUCAUGGAGGACGCGGCCAUCGCCUACGGCUUCAACAACAUUGUCCGCACCACGCCCAGAACCUACACCGUAGCCAAUCAGCUCCCAUUGAAUAAGUUGACAGAAUUGCUGAGGACCGACUUGGCUUCUGCUGGUUUCACUGAGGCACUGACAUUCGCUCUGUGUUCACAGGAGGAUAUAGCGGAUAAGCUGGGCAAGAAGAUAACGGAUGUGAAGGCGGUGCACAUUGCCAACCCAAAGACUGCUGAGUUUCAGGUGGCGCGCACCACUCUGUUGCCAGGGUUACUGAAGACGUUGGCGGCCAAUCGCAAGAUGCCCCUCCCUCUCAAGCUUUUUGAAAUCUCCGACAUUGUGAUGAAGGAUGAGAAGAGAGACGUGGGCGCGCGUAAUAACCGGCGGCUGUGUGCCGUGUUCUACAACAAGUCUCCAGGCUUCGAGGUCAUCCACGGGCUCCUGGACCGGGUCAUGCAGCUGCUGGAGGUCAACCCGGGUCGUGACCAUGGUUACCACAUCCAGGCAGCCGAAGAUUCGACCUUCUUCCCGGGACGCUGCGCAGAGAUCUUUGCACGCGGGCAGAGUGUGGGACGCCUCGGGGUCCUUCACCCCGACGUGAUCAACCGCUUCGAGCUCACGCUGCCCUGCUCUGCCCUCGACCUGGACAUCGAGCCUUUCCUGUGAAACCAUAGCAACGCUGGGCACAGCCACACCCCACCCCACGUGGUCCUGCUCGGAUAUGACAUCACCAUCCCCCAGGCAAUGGCCUGCUCUGAUUGGACAGAAGGACUUUGGUGGUGUGAGGGGUAAGGACCCCUCAAGGUGGCCGCGGCAGAUGCCUGUGUGUAUUCUGUAUCCACACAAACCUGUUAAUGAGUGUGUGUGUGUGUGUGUGUUUCUCUUAAGCCUGCACACACA